UCAGGGUGUCAGGAUGGCUCUGGGUGCGGCCUGGGGAGCCGUGUCCACGGCGCUGCUGUUGGCCUGGGUUGCCCCCGGGCGCGGCCACUCACCUGUGCCCGGCCACUCAUCUGUCCCCGGCCACUCACCUGGGCGCAGCCACUCACCUGGGCGCAGCCACUCACCUGGGCCCGGCCACUCACCUGUGCCGGGCCACUCACCAGGGCGCAGCCACUCACCUGUCCCCGGCCACUCACCUGGGCCCGGCCACUCACCUGUGCCCUGCCCUCACCUGUGCACCUGCUACCUGCCCAGCGAGGUCCACUGCACCUUCCGCGCGCUCAGUGCUGUGCCCCGCGGCAUCGCCCCCGAAGUCCAGAGGAUCAACCUGGGGUUUAACAGUAUCCAGGCUUUAUCAGCAAGCUCCUUCUCGGGACUGAAAAAAUUAGAAUUACUGAUGCUUCAUGGGAACAAUAUAGCCAGCCUCCCGGACGGAGCUUUGCAAGAACUCACUGCAUUGCAGGUGCUGAAACUGAGCUACAACGGGCUCCGGGAGCUGACGGAGCAGGGCCUGCGGGGGCUGUGGGCGCUGGUCCGGUUGCACCUGGACCACAACCAGCUGGAGAGCCUGCACCCAAGGGCGCUGCGAGGGCUGACGGCGCUGCGUCUGCUCAACCUGGAGGGCAACCGGCUGCGGGCCCUGCACCCCGAGGCCCUGAGCACCCUGGGCCCCCCCCUGGUCCCCGCCCUGUCGGGCCUGAGGCACCUGCAGCUGGCCGAUAACCACCUGGCCACACUGCCCGCCCGGCUGCUGGCCACCCUGCCGCUGCUGGAGUCCCUGACGCUGCACGGGAACCCCUGGGCCUGCGGCUGCCGUCUCCACAGCCUGCUGAGCUGGGCGCCCAUGGGUGCAGGGGUCGUGAAAUGCAAGAAGGACAAAGGGACGGACGGCGGCCCCCAAUGCCCACGCUGCGCCAGCCCCCGGCCCCUCCGCCAUGUCCCCCUGUCCUCGCUGACCGCCGCCCGCUGCCGCCCCCCGGCCAUCCGGCCCCCGCCAGGCACCCGGGAUGCCCACGAUGACGACGACAGCGAGGAGGACCAGACAGAGGACUUCCCGGACCCCUCAGAUCUCCUGCCCGCCUGGAACGUGUCCCUCCGUCUGUCCGACGACCGGGACGGCUCCGUCCGUCUGUCCUGCCGCGUCCGGCACCCGGUGGCCCUCGACGGCGUCCGUCUGGACCCCGCGGACGGACAGCUGGACGUCCGGGCGUCCUGGGAGUUGGACUGCCCAGUGGUCGGCGCCGGGUACCCGGCCCUCUGGAAGCUGCUGGCCUAUUACACCGAGUCCCCGGCCGAGCUGGCGGCCGCCGGCGGCCCCGGGUCCGAGCCGGGCGACUACGCACAAAGCCAGGACGGCUCCACCGUCUACUUCACCGGCCUCCGGGCCCGGGUGGACACCCGGCCCGCCUGGCUGCGGACGCCCGUCCUGUCCCUGCGGCUGAACCGCAACCUCACGGCGGACGGCCGGGCCCGGCUGAUCCUCUCCGCCCGCCACACCGGCCCCCUGCCCGGCCCGGAUGCCCUCGUCGGCCGGCCGAGACCCUGGGUGAUGUUCCGGCCGGCCGCCACCUCCUCCUCCUCCGAGCAGUCCUCCAGGAUCGCCCUGGCGGGCAGACAACUCCAGCUGGCCUGCGGCGACCCCUGGGCGUCCCAGCGACCGGCCCUCCGGUGGGUGCUGCCGGACGGGUCCGAGGUGCGGGCGCCCGGGGAGGCCCAGGGGGGCCGGGUGACCGUGCUGCCUAGCGGUCGGCUCACCGUCCGGGAGACUGGGCCGGCAGACUCCGGGCCGUACCGCUGCGUGGCCCGGGUCCCGGAGGACGAGGACGCAGUCCUCUACAGGGUCCUCAUUUGGGGCGCCCAGCCCGGCGGGCACCAGCUGGGCGUCCAGGGGCACCCGGGGGACCCGGUGACUCUCCCCUGCGAGGCCCGGGCUGUGCCCGACCCCUGGGUGUACUGGAUCCUCCCCGGCCUCCGUGUGGUCCCCGCCGGGACGGACGGGAGUCUGUCCGUCCCCUCCUUGGCGGCCGCGGACGGCGGCCUCUACACCUGCGUGGCCUUGAACCCGCUGGGCGCCGACCACCGCACCACCCUGCUCACCGUCGCCCGCCGGGCCCCGGGUGCGAGGGCCCAGGAGGAGGAGCGGGAGGGGGGCUCGGGUGGCGGCGUCUGGCACCCCGAGGACCAGGGGGACGCCCGUCCCGGCCGCGAGAGGCAGAAGAUCCGGAAGGGUCCCCGCCAGGGGAGGCGAGGGUUCGAGUCCCGCCGCCGGGUGGACACGGCCCCCAAGCUCAUCCAGCCCGAGCGCUGGGCGGACAUCCUGGCCCGGGUCCGAGGGCGGAACAACCUGUCCCCCGAGGCCACGCGGGUCUCAGAGGCGUCGCCGAGUCCGCCGCCGGGACCCACCGCCACGUCCACGUCCACGGCGUUGGGGUUCGAGGCCUCCGGGGAGGGAGACGGGGUCCCCGGCAGCCACACGGCGCCCUCGGGUGGCCCGCGGAGGGACCCAGGGGCCGUGUCUGCGCCGGACAGAGACGUGAGCGAGAGACAUCGCCACUCGGUGGCCACGGCGGCCGGCGCGUGGCAGGAAGCGUCCACGGCAGCCCGGGUGUACCGGGUUCGAGAGGGAGACGCCGUGAGUCCUCAGGGGCACUUGGGAGCACCCACGGGCUACGGACAGACGGACGGAUCCGUGGGUCCCGACAUCUCAGAGGCCACGGAGCCACAGGCCACGGAGGCCACGGAAGAGGCCACAAAUUCUGAGCCCCCUGGGAACCCCGCCAUCGGGGCGUCCCUGGAUUCCCGGGUUCGAGAGGGAGACGCCGUGAGUCCUCAGGGGGACUUGGGAGCACCCAAGGGCCACGGACAGACGGACGGAUCCGUGGGUCCCGACAUCUCACAGGCCACGCGGCCACAGGCCACGGAGGCCACAAAUCCUGAGCCCCCUGGGAACCCUGCCAUCGGGGCGUCCCUGGAUUCCCGGGUUCGAGAGGGAGACGCCGUGAGUCCUCAGGGGGACUUGGGAGCACCCACGGGCCACGGACAGACGGACGGAUCCGUGGGUCCCGACAUCUCAGAGGCCACGGAUGGCGCCCACCCAACGUGGCUGCCCGCCACGCCGGUCUUCGCGCCUGAGUCCUCACGGCCCCCGGUCGCAGAUGUCCUCCACGUCCCCUCGAACCCGGACACCAGGCCGCCCGCCCGUAGCCACCCCACCACCCCGUGGACACCUGGGAGGAAUUCCGUGUCCACGUGGGAAGCCACGUUCUCAGAAGGACCCCAGACGUCACCCUUGGGUGGCCGCUGGCAGGACCCAGAGACGGUCUCUGCAUCUGUGUCUCACGGAGACACGGACGAGAGACGUCUCCGCACACCGGCCACGGAGACCACGAAAUCUGAGCCCCCCGCGGACCCCGCCAUCGGGGCGUCCCUGGAUUCCCGGGUUCGAGAGGGAGACGGUGUGAGUCCUCAGGGGGACUUGGGAGGAACACCCAGGGGCCACGGACAGACGGACGGAUCCGUGGGUCCCGACAUCUCAGAGUCCACGGAGCCACAGGCCACGGAGGCCACAAAUUCUGUGCCCCCCGGAGACCCCGCCAUCGGGGCGUCCCUGGAUUCCCGGGUUCGAGAGGGAGACGCUGUGAGUCCUCAGGGGGAGUCUGGAGCACCCAAGGGCCACGGAGAGAUGGGACGCGAAAGGGCUGAGCCAGAGGGAGACGGCGUGAGAUCGAGGGCUCCCGUGGGGUCCCCCUGGGCCGUGGCUGCCACCCAGGAAGUGACACCCACCCUGACGCCCUUCACGCAGGCGCCCUCCCGCCCCCCACCUCCUCGGAAGAGACCCAAAGGCAGAAAGAAGUCGCGGCCCCAUCACGGCCCCGCUCCCUCCAUCAACCCCGCGGGGCCCGUCUCGAGAGCCACGCUGAGAAGGAAACACCACCGCCGGAAGCCCUCUGGGAUUUCUCCCACCUCCACGCCCAGGGCCGGCCCCUCCCCGGAAAACCGCCGGAGCGACGUCUCUCCACCCAGUCCCACGGCCCCUUUUUCUACCGCCGUUCCCCUGAGCACCGUCCUCCCCGUCACCAUCCCCAGCCCCGAAGGGGAAUAUUAUACAGCCCCGAACAAGGAAGCGAAUCCAAUGUCUGUGGAAUUUGAAGAGAAAAUUCCGGUCACAGAUCCAACUCGGUUGGCCGGGAGGGAAGUGAAGGAUUCUGCUGUCGUCUCCAAAACCGACCGUUUGGCUCCCGAUGACCUGAAUGUGGGGGGAUGGACAGAGGGACCCGUUUCUUCAACCGUUUCCCAAACCCCGGGUUGGAAAACGCCAAGAGGAACCCAACCCAUCAGGUCCGAGACAGAGGUGUCCUGGUCCACUUCCUCCCUGGAAAAUCAACAAGAUGACGUCUUUACCCCCAGUUCCACGGCUGCUUCUCCUACUGCCGUCCCCCUGAGCACCGUCCUUGAUGGCACCGGGGGGGAAUAUUAUACAGCCCCGAACAAGGAAGCGAAUCCAAUGUCUGUGGAAUUUGAAGAGAAAAUUCCGGUCACAGAUCCAACUCGGUUGGCUGGGAGGGAAGUGAAGGAUUCUGCUGUUGUCUCCAAAACCGACCGUUUGGCUCCCGAUGACCUGAAUGUGAGGAGAUGGACAGAGGGACCCGUUUCUUCAACCGUUUCCCAAACCCCGGGUUGGAAAACGCCAAGUGGAACCCAACCCAUCAGGCCCGAGACAGAGGCGUCCUGGUUCACUUCCUCCCUGGAAAAUCAACAAAAUGACGUCUUUACCCCCAGUUCCGCGGCCACUUCUUCUAGUGCCGUCCCGCCGAGCACCGUCCUCGAUGGCACCGGAGGGGAAUAUUAUACAGCCCCGAACAAGGAGGCCGAUCGGAUUCCUGUGGAAUUUCAAGAGGAAAUUCCUGUCCCAGACCCAGCCCGGUCGGCCGGGAGGGAAGUGAACAGUUCUGCUGUCAUCUCGGAUUCCCACCGACCGGCCCCAGAAGCGGGGGAACCUUCUCCGUCCACGGUGGAGACGUCUACACCACCCCAACCGCGAGACGUCAUCCUCCCCACGACUGCCUCCCGGGUUCGAGAUGCGUCCUCUCCGAGUCUGCAAAUGGAAGUGACGCCCACGGAGGAGGGACCCGUGCUUUUGCCACUGUCACCGCCGGAUCUUUCAUUGAAUUCCGUGGAUCUCCCCGAUGACCGGCCGGAAUCUGUCCAAAACGUGCUGUCUGUCCGGAGACCCAAAGCUUUUCCCACCCUGUCUCCCCGGGGCGCCCCGGAAUCUGAAUUUUUGGACGACCGGGCCGGGAACAAUCUCCCUCAGGAUUCCGUGACAUUCCUCCCCGAGGUUCCGUGGGAAAGUCUGACCCACCAGAGCACGGCGUCUCCCGGCCCCCCGACGACCACGGGCCGAACCGGGGUCCCCCUCGGCCCGUCCCGGGUCCCUGGAGGUAACGAGAUUCCAAGGGCCCCAAGUUGGAGACUCCCGCAUGUCCCCGACGGGGGAUCUGUGGUGCCUGGCCGGCACCCACGGGUGGGGACGCCGAGGACAGUGACACCCACGUCGCCUGCCCAGGGGACAAGAGACACCAGGGUGAACCGCUGGGGUCCCUACAAGAGGGUCGACUCGCAGGGUGUCAUUCACGUCGACCUGGGGCCCCCGGCGCCUCCGUCUCGGGUCACCCAGUCGCCCCUUGGGCACCCCCGUCACGGCCGCCCCGGGCCUCCCGCCACCCAGAGUCCCAUCCCAUCAGUGACGCCCAGACGGACGGCCCCCGAGGUGCCACCACCCGCCCCCAGGUUCUGGCCGGUCGGGGAGAAACCUCAGAUCCUCACCAAGUUCCCGCCGACCGUCACCGUCAUGGCCGACACCGACGUCUCCCUCCCCUGCGAGGCCACCGGGAGGCCCCUGCCUUACGUCACCUGGACAAAGGUGUCCACAGGCACCCUCCUGACACCCAGCUCCACAGCCUCCCGCUUCCAGGUGCUCCGCUCUGGGACCCUGGCCCUCCGGGGGGUGCAGCCCCAGGACUCGGGCCGCUACGUCUGCAGUGCCCACAACCUGCACGGCACCGACCGCCGGGCCCUGACGCUGACCGUGGCCCAGCAGCCCCCUCGCAUCCUGGCGGGCCCCCUGGAGGAGGUGACCGUCUCCCUGGGGGACACCGUGUCCCUGGACUGCCGGGCCCAAGGCAUCCCGGCCCCGGACAUCUCCUGGAUCCUUCCCGACGGGACCACCUGGCGCCGGGCGUCCAUGAGGGACGGGCGGGUCACUCUGUACCAGAACCGGACGCUGACCAUCCGGCCGGCCGGCCCGACGGACGGCGGUGUGUACCGCUGCGUGGCCAGCAACGCGGCCGGGGUGGACAGCGUGUCCGUCCGCCUGCAGGUGUCCGCGUGGCCGCCUGCCAUCUUGCAGAAGAAGGCGGAGAACGUCUCGCUGCCCGCCGGCCUGAGCGUCUACGUCCACUGCUCGUCCCAGGCCGCCCCUCCGGCCACCCUGCGCUGGACGCUGCCCUGGGGCACCCACCUUCACCCUUCCCGGCUCCUGGAGGGUCCCCUCUGGGUCUUCCCCAACGGGACCCUCUUCAUCCGCCACCUGGACACCCACCACAGUGGGCGUUACGUUUGCCUGGUGGCCAACCCGCUGGGCACUGCCCACAGGACGGUGCACCUGUCCGUGCGUCCGGCCACCCAGACGGCCCCCGGCACCCAGGUGGUCCAUGGAGACACCCUGAGACUGGACUGCGGGCCCCCUGGGGACCCCCAAAAUCAGGGAGACCCCCGGGACCCCGUCGGCCAUGUUUUCUGGAGACUCCCCUCCCAACAGGUGGUGGACGCCCAGUACAGCCCGGACCCCCGCGCUCAGGUGCUGUGGAAUGGGACCCUGGUCCUUCGUGCGGUGACUGAGCAGGACGCUGGCGCCUACCUGUGCGGGCGGAGGGGCGGGCGGGCAGAGCGGCAGGUGCAGGUGGGCUCCCAGGUGAGUCCUCAGGUGAGAACCCAGGUGAAUCCACAGGCGCAGGCGGGCUCCCAGGUGAGUCCUCAGAUGGGCUCCCAGGUGAGAACCCAGGGGGGCUCCCAGGUGACUCCACAGGUGCAGGCGGGCUCCCAGGUGCAGGCGGGCUCCCAGGCGAGUCCUCAGGUGGACUCCCAGGUGCGCCCGGCCCCCGCCCGCAUCUUGCCCAGCGCCCCUCCGGCUCCCGUGCCCGCGGGGGCCACCCUGCAACUGGACUGCCUUUCCACGGGGGUCCCGCCACCCGCCAUCACCUGGACCCUCCCCGACGGCCGCCGGCUGGGCCCGUCCCCACCCGCCCGUCGGGACCCCGGCCGCCCGGAGAGCCUCCCCCAGGGCCCGGCGGUCCUCUCCAACGGCACGCUCCGCCUGCCGGCCCUGGGUCCCAGCCUGGCCGGCGAGUACACCUGCGAGGCGGACAACCCAGCCGGGCGGGACCGGAAGACUCAGCGCGUCCAGGUACUGGGCGCCCGGCCCGGCCCGGCCCGCGGACAGGUGCCGUCCAGGAUACAGGUGCCUUACGGGGACGCGGCCACCCUGCCCUGCGACGUCCAGGGCGCCCCGGCCUCCCAGGUGAGCUGGUUCUCGCCCACCCGCCGCCUCAUCCGGGAGGACUCAGACAAGUACCGCCUGCCGCCCGACGGCUCCCUGAGGAUCCUCCGGGCCCGGCUCUCCGACGGCGGCAACUACACCUGCCGGCCGGCCGGGUGGGCCGGAGACGCCCUCGGGACGGUGUGGCUGCAGGUGCUGGCUCUCCCGCCCAGCAUCAACGGGCACCCGCAGCCCGUCACGGCCGUGCGCCAGGCGGCCCGGGCGGGGAGCACCCAGCACCUGGAGUGCAGCGCCCGGGGCAUCCCGCGGCCCAGGGUGCUGUGGGUGCUGCCCGGGGGCGCGGUCCUGCCGGCGCCCUACCUGGGCGGCCGCCUCCAGGUGCAUGCCAACGGCACCCUGCACAUCAGGGGGGUGCGCGGGAGCGACGCGGGCCACCUGGCCUGCCUGGCCCGCAGCCCCGCCGGGGAGGCCCGCCUGCAGGUGCACCUGUCCGUACCUGAGCCCCCGCGGGAGCCGCCCCCCGAGGCCGUGACGGCCCGGGCGGGACACACCAUCUCCCUGGACUGCCCGGGGCCCGGCCCGCUGUGGGUGCUGCCCGACGGCACCCGGCUGCCCGCGGCGCGCAGGUCGCGACGCUUCUGGCACCAGGGCGGCGGGAGGCUGCACGUCAGCCACCUGCGGGCCGGGGACGCGGGCGUGUACAGGUGCGUGGUGGCCGGCCGGGGCGAGCGCAGGGUCGACCUCAGGGUGGACGAGGAGCCCCGGCUCCUGCCGGCCCUGAGCGUCCUGGCCGGGGACACGCUGCGCCUGGUGUGCGGGCUGCCGGGUGCGGUCGCAGGUGCGUCCGCGGGUGCGUCCCCGGGUGCGUCCCCGGGUGCGUUCCUAGGUGCGUCCCCAGGUGUGUCCUCAGGUGUGUCCGCAGGUGCGCCCCCAGGUGCGUCCCCGGGUGCGUCCGCGGGUGUGUCCGCAGGUGCGUCCCCGGGUGUGUCCGCAGGUGCGUCCCCGGGUGUGUCCGCAGGUGUGUCCGCAGGUGCGUCCCCAGGUGCGUCCCCAGGUGUGUUCUCAGGUGUGUUCUCAGGCGCGUCCCCAGGUGCCUCCCCAGGAGCCUCAAGACGUGUUCUGACGGCGGCCUCGACAGGUGCUCUGACAGGACCCUCAGCGGGCGCCUGGCCAGCUAUUCUGACAGGUGCCUCAGGUGUGUCGCCGGGGGCCUCCGCAGGUGUUUUGACAGGCGACUCAACAGGUGUCUUCAGAAGACCCUCUCCAGGCGCCUCAGGUGUGUCACCGGGGGCCUCCACAGGUGUUCUGACAGGUGACUCAACAGGUGUUUACAGAAGACCCUCACCAGGUGCCUCAGGUGUGUCACCGGGGGCCUCCACAGGUGUUCUGACAGGUGUUUUCAGAAGAGCCUCAAGAGCUGUUCUCACAGGAGCCUCAACAGAUGUCCUAACUGGGACCUCACCAGACGCCUCAGGUGUGUCACCAGGUGCCCCAGGUGUGUCACCAAGAGCCUCCACGGGUGUUCUGACACGUGACUCAACAGGUGUUCUGACCGGAACCUCACCAGGUGCCUCAGGUGUGUCACCAAGAGCCUCCACAGGUGUUCUGACAGGUGUUUUCAGAAGAGCCUCCACAGGUGUUCUGACAGGUGACUCAACAGGUGUUUACAGAAGACCCUCAAGAGCUGUUCUCGCAGGAGCCUCAACAGGUGUCCUAACUGGGACCUCACCAGGUGCCUCAGGUGUGUCACCAGGUGCCCCAGGUGUGUCACCAAGGGCCUCCACGGGUGUUCUGACACGUGACUCAACAGGUGUUCUGACCGGAACCUCACCAGGUGUGUCACCAGGCGCCUCAGGCGUAUCAUCAGGUGCCUCAGGUGUGUCACCAGGCGCCUCAGGCGUGUCACCAGGUGCCCCAGGUGUGUCACCAAGAGCCUCCACGGGUGUUCUGACACGUGACUCAACAGGUGUUCUGACCGGAACCUCACCAGGUGUGUCACCAGGCGCCUCAGGCGUGUCACCAGGUGCCCCAGGUGUGUCACCAAGAGCCUCCACGGGUGUUCUGACACGUGACUCAACAGGUGUUCUGACCGGAACCUCACCAGGUGCCUCAGGUGUGUCACCAAGAGCCUCCACAGGUGUUCUGACAGGUGUUUUCAGAAGAGCCUCCACAGGUGUUCUGACAGGUGACUCAACAGGUGUUUACAGAAGACCCUCAAGAGCUGUUCUCGCAGGAGCCUCAACAGGUGUCCUAACUGGGACCUCACCAGGUGCCUCAGGUGUGUCACCAGGUGCCCCAGGUGUGUCACCAAGGGCCUCCACGGGUGUUCUGACACGUGACUCAACAGGUGUUCUGACCGGAACCUCACCAGGUGUGUCACCAGGCGCCUCAGGCGUAUCAUCAGGUGCCUCAGGUGUGUCACCAGGCGCCUCAGGCGUGUCACCAGGUGCCCCAGGUGUGUCACCAAGAGCCUCCACGGGUGUUCUGACACGUGACUCAACAGGUGUUCUGACCGGAACCUCACCAGGUGUGUCACCAGGCGCCUCAGGCGUGUCACCAGGUGCCCCAGGUGUGUCACCAAGAGCCUCCACGGGUGUUCUGACACGUGACUCAACAGGUGUUCUGACCGGAACCUCACCAGGUGUAUCAUCAGGUUCCUCAGGUGUGUCACCAGGCGCCUCAGGUGUGUCACCAGGCGCCUCAGGUGUAUCGCCAGGUGCCCCCCCAGGUGCGUCCGGGGCCUCUCCAUCGGCGCCCAGGCCCCGCCGCCUCACCUGGACGCUCCCCGACGGCCGGACCCUGGAAGCCCCCGAGACGCGGGGCCGCCUGGCACUGCUGGAGGACGGCAGCCUGGUGGUGGGUGCGGCCACCGCGGGGGACGGGGGGACGUACGUCUGCAGGCUGGACACGGACACGGGCUCGUCCGCCGAGCGCCACCCGGUGGAGGUGCUGGCCCACGCCCCGCGCAUCGCCCCCCGGCCGCCCCCCGUGGUCUACGCCCGCCCGGGCGGCACCCUGACCCUCCCCUGCGCGCCCACGGGUGCCCCCGAGCCCAGGGUGACCUGGGAGCUGCCCGACGGGGCCAGGCUGGGACCCGGGAGCCGGGCGCUGGGGACCCGGGUGCUGCACGCAGGGGGCACCCUCAGCCUGGCGCCCGUCACCCCCCGCGACGCCGGCUUCUACAGGUGUGUGGCCCACAGCGUGCUGGGCGCAGACGUCGCCACCACCUACGUCCACGUGGACUGAGCACCCGGGUACUGAGUACCCUGCCUGGGUAGCCGGGCUACGUCCAGCGGGGAGGCCUGGGAGGUGCAGGGAUGGAUGGAUGGAUGGAUGGAUGGAUGGAUGGAUGGAUGGAUGGAUGGAUGGAUGGAUGAGUGGAUGGAUGCAUGGAUGGAUGGGUGGAUGAGUG
Molecule: messenger RNA, 11009 nt
Organism: Erinaceus europaeus (western European hedgehog)
Lineage: Eukaryota; Metazoa; Chordata; Mammalia; Eulipotyphla; Erinaceidae
Gene: MXRA5
Product: matrix remodeling associated 5
Exons: 14
Coding region: 14-10843 (3609 amino acids)
Molecular function (GO): protein binding
Source: RefSeq, a predicted model, not a curated record